This is a messenger RNA of Microdochium trichocladiopsis, 951 nucleotides long. RefSeq lists its product as uncharacterized. Bases 1 to 951 code for a protein of 316 amino acids. Gene Ontology annotation, molecular function: chitin binding; hydrolase activity, acting on carbon-nitrogen (but not peptide) bonds. The transcript is spliced from 5 exons. The record is from RefSeq and is a predicted model, not a curated record. NCBI's taxonomy places the organism in Eukaryota, Fungi, Ascomycota, Sordariomycetes, Xylariales, Microdochiaceae. Gene Ontology annotation, biological process: carbohydrate metabolic process.
AUGCGCGCAGCUACUACCAAGAUCUUGUCCGGUGCUACGGCGCUGCUGCUCGGCGGCACGGCCUCUGCUUCUCCGGCGACGCCUUCUCCCACACUCAGCACCCGCGAAGUUCAGCCUGGCGUCCCCAUCUACGGCUGUACGGUUCCGGGCACCAUUGCUCUUGCGUUCGACGAUGGGCCGUACAUCUACACCGGAGAAGCGCUCGACAUACUCAAAGAGGCUGGCCUGCCGGCUACAUUCUUUGUGAAUGGCGCCACCUGGUCUCCAAUCGUCAACAAUGCUCGGGAGAUCCAGCGGAUCCUGACUGAAGGUCACCAGCUCGCUUCCCACACCUGGACUCAUGCGCGCCUGACAGAUCUCAACGCGACAGAAGUCAGAGCUGAGAUGGUGACGCUCGAAGAGACGCUUCUGAGCAUGGUCGGAAAAUAUCCCACCUACAUGCGGCCUCCAUUCCUCGCAUGGAACGACGAGGUCCUGUCCGUCAUGCGCUUCCUCGGCUACAAGGUCAUCUCGAACAACCUCGACACGGUCGACUGGGACAACAACACGCCCGAGACGUGGCCGAACGCGGUUGCCAACUUCAAGGCCGCGCUUGACGCGGGCGGCUCCCUCGUGCUUUUCCACGACGUCCACCAGACGACUGUAGAGAAUCUGCUGCCCGAGAUGAUCAAGAUUGUCAAGGAGCGGGGUCUGAAGGCCGUCACGGUGGGAGAAUGCCUCGGCGAUCCCAAGGAGAACUGGUACUCCUCUGCUCCCCGCAACGGCUCAGAGCCUCUGCCGCCCGUCGAGACGCCCACAAACCCCCCCGUGUAUGGCCCCAACGGCUCCUGCGCCGGCCCAGAGCUGUACCAGUGCCCGCCAGGUCAGUGCUGCAGCCAGUACAACUACUGCGGGUUCACCGCCGACUACUGCGCCGCCGGGUGCCAGCCAUUGUACGGCCGCUGUGAUUAG